Molecule: messenger RNA, 456 nt
Organism: Acanthamoeba castellanii str. Neff
Lineage: Eukaryota; Discosea; Longamoebia; Acanthamoebidae
Exons: 2
Coding region: 1-456 (151 amino acids)
Source: RefSeq, a predicted model, not a curated record
AUGGACGACGUGUGCGCCGAGCUUGGGCGGCUCAGCAACGAGAUCGACGCUCUGGUCUACGAGACGGAGGGCCUAGGCGCUCCGCUGCAGGUGAACCAGGUCGACUGGGACAAAGUGCAGACCUACCUGGCCCCCAACUUCACCUGGAACGACUACAGUGCAUUCGGCUCGAGGGGCAACUACAGCGACUACCAGGCCUAUUGGGAGGCCCUGAACAUGGCCAACAGCCAAUGGGCGCUGCAGAACGUGUCGACCGAACAGUGGGUCUCGUGCGACCCGGUCGCCCUGCGCGGGAUGUCUCAGUGGCGCGAGACCUUCGCCUCCACAGCCGACCCGACUCGCCAGGAGGUCAGCACCUCCAUCUACACCAUCGAGUUCGACUCCGACCUCAAGGCCACCCGCCAGGCCUACUGGACCUCAGGCAACAUCGCCAACCUCGUCCGCGGCCAACCCUGA